AUGGCAACAAAAACUAAACUGCUAACUGCUGUGUUUCAAGAGCAGCCAGAGAACAACAAAGCCAUAAGACUGAAACACUCUAUUCCUCAUAAUAAGAAUGUGAUUGUUUUAUUUGAUGCAAACGCUACCUGCUUCCCCUUCAUCUGUGUUUCUGUUUGCUUUCCUCUGUCAACCCCUCUCUGUUGCUGGUCCAUCCUUUUCCUCCAGGUUCUGGACAGUGAGCUCCCAGUGAUGGAACCAUACUUUGUCCAGAACCCAGACCUCUCUGACUCUGGUCCAGGUCUGAGAGUCACCUGGCUGGGUCACGCCACAGUUCUGGUUGAAAUGGAUGGACUGAAUAUUCUGACAGAUCCAAUCUUCAGCCAGAGGGCCUCACCUUUCCAGUUCAUGGGGCCCAAAAGGUACCGAGGGCCUCCCUGCACCGUGGAACAGCUGCCAAGGAUCGAUGCUGUUGUCAUCAGUCAUUCUCAUUUUGACCAUCUGGAUGCUGGAUCUGUUGCCAGCCUUAAUGCACGCUUCGGAGGGGAGCUACGCUGGUUCGUGCCCCUUGGCUUGAUGGACUGGUUGGUGAAAAUGGGCUGUGAGAAUGUGAUGGAGUUGGACUGGUGGGAGGAGAACUGUGUCCCAGGUCAUGAUGAAGUGACAUUUGUCUGUACACCAUCUCAGCAUUGGAGCAAACGCACAGCUCUGGAUGACAACAAGUCUUUAUGGGGCAGCUGGUCUAUUUUGGGUCCAGACCAUCGAUUCUUCUUUGCUGGUGAUACUGGCUACUGCGCUUCCUUCCAGGAGAUAGGAAGGCGCUUCGGACCAUUUGACCUUGCAGCAAUCCCCAUCGGAGCGUAUCUGCCCAGGGACGUUAUGCAGGGGCAGCAUGUGGAUCCAGAGGAGGCUGUUCUAAUUCACCAGGACCUUCAAGCCAAACAGUCUGUGGCCAUUCACUGGGGGACCUUUGCUCUCGCCUAUGAGUACUAUAUGGAGCCGCCGGUUCGUCUUAGAGAGGCCCUGGAGCAGAAAGGACUGAAACCAGACUCCUUCUUCACUUUGCAUCAUGGGGAGUCUCGCCUUAUAGCUUCACGGGAAGGAGAUGUCUUUGAAUGAUCCUCCACUCUGCAGUGUGCUGUGGGCUGAACUUACUGUAGAUUUGUGUCUGUAACAAAGUGAACAUUUUAUCAUAUAUAGAUGGACUCCAGUGAUUAAAGUAUGAAGUGCAUUUGUAUGCAGCUUAUUCCAACUUAAAAUUAAAAUGUUUGAUACUGUUUACAUACUG
Seriola dumerili (greater amberjack) is the source of this 1267-nucleotide messenger RNA. Its product is annotated as N-acyl-phosphatidylethanolamine-hydrolyzing phospholipase D-like. The record is from RefSeq and is a predicted model, not a curated record. Bases 1 to 1098 code for a protein of 365 amino acids. Gene Ontology annotation, cellular component: cytoplasm; membrane-bounded organelle. Gene Ontology annotation, molecular function: N-acylphosphatidylethanolamine-specific phospholipase D activity. Lineage: Eukaryota; Metazoa; Chordata; Actinopteri; Carangiformes; Carangidae. The transcript has 7 exons. Gene Ontology annotation, biological process: N-acylethanolamine metabolic process; N-acylphosphatidylethanolamine metabolic process.